This is a messenger RNA of Rhizophagus irregularis DAOM 181602=DAOM 197198, 472 nucleotides long. RefSeq lists its product as uncharacterized. NCBI's taxonomy places the organism in Eukaryota, Fungi, Glomeromycota, Glomeromycetes, Glomerales, Glomeraceae. The record is from RefSeq and is a predicted model, not a curated record.
AUGUCACUUUUAUUUGGCAUAUUCAAUUCUUGCCCUCAUAUCAAUAACUCUAAACAUUUUCACAAAGAUAUACAGUGUGAUGUUUCUACUCCGUUUGUCAUAUCACAAUAUAGAAGCGCAUGCGUCACUUAUCAACAUAUUUUUGCAAAAACACAAUGUUUCCAGAAUAUCAAACCUAAAAAUGAACAGAAAUCGGAACAUGUACCAACAGAUUUCGUUAAUAACAAGGCCUCUUAUGCAAAUUUAUUAUAUUACAGAUGGCUUGAUGAUAAAUUAAAACGUAUUACCUCUAGACAACUGGGUAUUUCCUAUAAUAGUAAUAUUCAUGCUAGAGAUUCUCUUUUAUCACGAAACUGGGCAAUAGACAUAUGUAUCAAAAAACUUUGUCCAACUUCCAAUACACCUUAAAUCAUAAUUUACGGACGCAAAAACAGCAAAAUAUAUGUUUUAAAUGCACUUGCCGUCGUGUAUU